Messenger RNA from Triplophysa rosa, 5265 nucleotides. RefSeq lists its product as uncharacterized. Gene Ontology annotation, biological process: proteolysis; DNA integration. The record is from RefSeq and is a predicted model, not a curated record. Gene Ontology annotation, molecular function: zinc ion binding; nucleic acid binding; aspartic-type endopeptidase activity. NCBI's taxonomy places the organism in Eukaryota, Metazoa, Chordata, Actinopteri, Cypriniformes, Nemacheilidae. The transcript has a single exon.
AUGUCUGUUUGCUGCCACACACGGCCAUCAAAUGCUGAACGUCUUUUUGCUGUGGAGCUUGCAGUUAUUGACAGACGUGCCCGGAGCCCUUCUGCUUCAAACUCCUCCACAUCUGGCCCAGAUGUAAGACCCAGAAGUCAUGCACAGGGACCCAGCCAUUUUAAUGCCUCUUUCAAUUUGGGCCCAGCCUUGCACACCCCUACUGUUUCAGCACCAACCUAUCACCUCACGGCCCCUCGUGGUAGAGCUUCAGAGGGACCUAAAGCCAAGCUCGACACGUAUGAUGGUAAAGAUGACUGGGACUCCUUCAUCAUUCCUUUUGAGUGCAGAGCUGCUAUUUACAGAUGGAGCGCAGUGGAAAGAGUAGAUAAACUCCAUGAAUGUCUACGGGGAGCUGCUGUCAGAUAUCUUUGCUCAUUACCCGAACACGUACGUGAAGAUUAUUUUCUGCUGAAAGAGCAGCUGGCUUUCCGAUUUGGCCAAAAAGAACCUCCAACCGCAGCACGUCGGAGACUCGGUGAUCUGUGCCAGUCUAAGGAAACAAUCUCAGAGUUCGCAGAAGAGGUUCAGAAACUGGUUGUUUUAUCUUAUCCUGGAGUUGACAUCGACCUCAGGGAUCAAAUUGCUGCUGAUGCUUUUCUUAAGGGACUGCGCAACCAGAAAGUGGCGUAUGAGGUUAUGAACCGUGAUCCUGUGACGCUGGAUGAGGCACUACGGUUAGUUUCAUUUUAUGAGCACAACUUCAAAGCCACACUUGGACGAGAUUUUGAUCAGAGGGGGAGGACACGUCGUGUAUCCUGGGCUGAUGAAAACACUGAUUCUGAUGAAGAGCCACAGACCUUGCAAUCACGUAGAGUGCAGUCUCAGGGCUAUGUGACACAGCACCAGUUGCAGACACUCAUUGACAAAGUUGAUAAGCUCCAGCUAGCCGUAGAGCGGCUGCCUCCUCCUUUUUCUGUGGCUCCCAUUCCUGCUGUGAGACCCACCCACCACAUGAAUUCCAGUAUGGCAACCCAGUCAGAAAGGGGCCGCACAUCUCAGACCCCUUUUAAGCCAAACAGGUACAGACAGCAAAAUAGCAUCCCCACCAGAGCUCCUAGUGGGCCAUGCUUUCUGUGUGGGGAGGAGGGACAUUACAAACGAAACUGCUCACGGUCUCCCAGUCCAUCUGCCAGUCCCCCCAUGAAUACUUGUGCCAGAAUGCAGCCUACAAGUCAAAAUAGUUCAGAAAGCACAGAGCAGAUUCCCUCUAUUGUACAUGUGAGCAGAGCUGAGAGCCGAGGACCCAGUUUGAUGAUCUUUCUUACUGCUGAUGGCGUACCAGUUCAUGCAGUUAUAGACACAGGAGCUGAGGCUACAAUUAUGUCGGAAGAGACAUACAGCAAACUACCUGUUAAAUCUGUUUCAGGACUAAAAAACGUGCAUCUCCGCAAUGCAGAAACUGGAAGAGAGAUGAUAGCAACAGGCGGCGUAAAAGUGGAAUUCAGAAUUGGCACAAAAGUCAUGGAGUGGACAGUUUGCAUUGCACCAAUCUGCGACACCCUGCUUCUGGGUUUGGAUUUCUUAAAAGCUGCUGAUUUCACCAUACAUGCCUCUGGUAAAGUUUUCAUGGGCUCUGAACUCAUUCCAGCCUACAUAUCGGAAGGCAAGGGGCCAGACUAUGCUGUUUCAAGAGCGAUGUUGGAGAGUGACUUCAUUGUGCCGCCAGAGUGUGAAUGUGUAGUUUGGGGUGUGGUGGAUGACCCAAAACCAGAACUCCCUGCUGUUCUAGAGCCUGUUAGCUUGACUGAUGGGGUAUCUUCAGGCAGUGUCAUGAUUAACAUGGAGCAGAGGAUCCCUGUCAGAUUGUGCAACAUCACAGCUUCCAGUAAGUCCUUAUCACAGGGAGCCUGUUUGGGUGUGCUCAUCGAAGCAUAUCCUGACCCUCAAGAAAUUAGCAUGGAGGGAGAGGGGUCCUGCUCAGCUCCACCAAAAGGAGGAGACUCAAUACUACAAGAGCCUAACAAUCAACCUCUAGAUGUGCACCAUGUAAGAAGGGUGUUGCCACCAAAUGCCCUUGACCUCCCAGAACACCUCAAACAGUUGUUCACCUCAGCAAGUGAAAUGCUCACGGAACAGCAACAGCAGAUGUUAUUGGCGCUGCUCAUUGAACAUCAAGCAGUUUUCGCAGCCACUGAGGAUGACCUGGGGAAAUUCUCCUCAUUGAAGCACAGCAUUGACACUGGGGCGUGUAAACCGGUUCGACAGCCAGUGCGACGUACCCCUUUAGGGUUCUGGGAUGAGGAGGAAUCGCAUCUCAAGAAAAUGCUUGACUCAGGUAUUGUGGUUCCCUCAAACUCCGAAUGGGCAUCUCCUAUUGUCCUCGUAAGAAAGAAAGACGGGGGAGUCCUCUGGUGCGUGGAUUACCGCCAGCUCAAUGACCUGACCAUUAAGGAUGCAUAUCCUCUGCCAAAAAUAGAGGAGUGCCUGGAUGUGCUGGGUGGUGCAAAGACAUUCUCGACACUGGACCUUCAAUCAGGAUACUGGCAGAUUGAAAUGAAGCUGGAUGACAGACACAAGACUGCGUUUGCAACAAGGUAUGGGCUUUAUGAGUACACAAGAAUGCCAUUCGGGUUAUGUAAUGCGCCCGGCACAUUCCAGAGGGCCAUGGAGUUGGUUCUACGAGGCUUACAGUGGGACACCUUAUUGAUAUACCUGGAUGACAUAAUAAUUUUUGGUGAGGAUGUAGAGCAGUGUUUUGAGCGCCUUGCAGAGGUUUUUCGGAGGUUGCAGGAAUACGGACUAAAGCUGAAGCCCUCAAAAUGCCAGCUGUUAAGAGACGAAGUCCUGUUCCUUGGUCACGUUGUGAGCAGUGAAGGAAUUAAGACCAAUCCAGCCCUCAUAAAUGAUGUUAGGGAUUGGAAUCCCCCAACCAGUGUCCAGCAACUCCAGUCAUUUCUAGGUCUUUGUAAUUAUUACAGGAGGUUCGUUGCCAAGUUUGCUGAAAUCGCUGCACCCUUGACAAUAUUACUCAAAAAAGGGAGUCACUUCAACUGGGAAGAGGAGCAGAAAAAGGCUUUUGAACGUCUUAAAAGGAGUCUGACAGCCGCACCAAUCUUGGUGUUUCCAAUUACAUCUGGUCAGUUUGUGCUGGACACCGAUGCGUCCAACUAGAGCAUUGGAGCAGUGCUCUCACAGUUACAGUGGGGGAAAGAGAAAGUCAUCUCUUUUGCAAGCUGUGUCCUCACACCGGCCCACCAGAGGUACUGUGUCACUCGUAAAGAGCUCCUUGCAGUUGUUAGAUUUACAAGACAGUUCCGCCACUACUUGUUGGGGUCUAACUUCAUACUGAGGACGGAUCAUUGCAGUCUAACAUGGCUAUACAGGUUUAAGUGACCUGAAGGCCAACUUGCUAGGUGGCUUGAAGAACUCAGCCAGUACAACUUUGUCAUUGAGCACAGGCCAGGUUCACACCACGGCAAUGCGGAUGCGUUGUCUCGAAAGACUCUGGAUGAGGAAUCUUGUGACUGUUAUCAAGCAGGAAAAGAGCUGGAUAGUUUGCCGUGCAAGGGCUGUCGUUUCUGUCAGAAGCUCCACCAUCAAUGGGCCAGAUUUGAGGAAGAUGUUGAUGAUGUUAUUGCCUUGGCGGUAAGACGCACACACUCCCUAAACUGUGAGAAUGAUGGUAGCUGCACUAACACUACUAGUGAUGGUAAUGAAGUAGAUGAUGAUAACCCAUGUCCUUCCGUAAACUGGCUGCAACCGCUGAAUCUCGAGAGUCUCAGGGAAGAACAGUUAGCUGAUCCAGACCUUUCAAUCCUCCAUAAAUGGAUGUCUGAUAGUUCUUUGCCUGCAAAAGAAGAGGUCAUGAUGCAGAGUCCAGCGGUUCGCAAGUACUGGCUGUGUUGGCCUCAAGUGGAAAUGCGAGAGCGGAUCCUCUAUUAUCGAUGGAGUGUUAUUGGAGGUAUGUCAUCAUUGCGCUUGCUUGUUCCUGUUUCCCUGAAGAAUGAAGUUCUCCAAGCCUGUCACAACCCCGCACAAGCAGGUCAUGCAGGGGAGGAGAGGACACUCAUGCGCAUACGCAGAUAUUACCACUGGUACAAUAUGGCAAACGAGGUGCGCCUUUUCGUGAAAAAGUGCCCACAGUGUAGCUCCUGCAAGACAGCUGGAGCAAAGGGGAGGGACAAGCUCCAGAACUAUCAAGCUGGCACGCCUAUGGACCGACUUCACCUUGAUGUCCUAGGACCAUUCCCAGAAUCCAAGUCCGGUAACAGAUACAUCCUCAUGAUCAUCGACCAGUUUACCCGCUGGGCGUUCCCUGUCCCCGAACAAGGAGCUGAGACAACAGCCAAGAGGUUGGUGUUUGACUUCAUCUCUCGCAUCGGGACUCCCCUUGAAAUUCACACAGAUCAAGGACGAAACUUUGAGAGUUUGGUGUUCACUGAGGUUUGUCGCCUGUUGCAAGUCACCAAGACCCGUACGACACCGUAUCAUCUAGCUUCGAACGGGCAGGUCGAAAGAUUCAACAGAACACUAUUGCAGAUGAUGCGCUGUUAUGUGGACCAAAACCAGCGAAAUUGGGAUGAACAUCUUCCUUUACUCACUGCAGCUUAUAGAAGCACUGUCCAUUCAGCAACAGGUUUCACACCAAAUCAGCUAAUGCUGGGGCGAGAAGUUUUCCAGGCGCAUGACGUCUGGCUGAGGACAGCUGAAGUUACCAGAGAUGCUAAAGCCACACCUGAAUUUGUUCAAAAACUUCAAGAUAACCUGCAGCAGGCUCAUCAAGUGGCACGCCAAAACUUACACUCAGCUCAGACCCGUCAGAAGAAGGUCUAUGACUUACGAGCCAGAGAGAAGUCUUACCAAGUGGUUGACCUUUUGUUUGUAAGAGUCAGUAGCAGAAGAAAAGGGUAUAGUCCAAAACUCCAAGUGCCAUGGCAAGGGCCGUUCGUUGUCACAGCGUGCCUUGGACCAGUCCUCUACCAGGUCAGAGAUAGGAGAUAUGAGAAGGUGCUACAUCACGACCGUUUGCAACCCUAUCUAAGUGACCAUGUACCUGUUUGGAUGCAGCGCCUGCGACGAAAAUACACUGGCACCGAGGAAGGUUCUCUAAUUCCACCCACUGCUGCAGUUAUGGAAGCAGAAGUGCCAACCCCUUCACCCGCUGAUAACUCUGCAAUGGAGGAGCCUCAGACCCUUCUCACAACGGACUCUAGCUGUGGAAAACAAGGGAUGAAGACCAAAAGUGGUCGACCGGUUCGAGCCCCCUGUCGUUACAUGGACUGA